CAGCAAUAUAUUAUACAUGACAGACCAGUGAAGAGCUGUUUCUUGGCAAGAGAGCAGUGCUGAAUUUCUUUUACCAACCAUUUUAACAUUGUUCCAGGUUUACAAAGCAACAUGACAAAUGCCGCGGAGCGCCCUACACUGUCUUGUUCAGUUACGCUGGAAUGGCUGAAUUCACAGAACUGUGUUGUGAGAAAAUCUGCUCUUAAGAAUGUCAUUUUAAGGCUCAUCAGAAAUGAGUUCAGGGAAAUAUUUCUUGAAAUCCUGACAGAAAAAGGAACUUCUGUUAACAAAAGGUUCCAAUUGAAAGGUAUAACAGUUCACAAAAAAUUUAUGGCAGAAGGGAAAGCAUCGAUAAAUUUUCAACUUCAAAAAUUAAUUUUAUUGAUUUCAAAUGCACCACCGGUAAACCUUCUGACGUUCCUGAAGACCGUAUUUAUAAAAUUAAGUGCAGAUACUGCUUCUACCAAGGUUCCCAUUAAAUCUAGGUUACUGUCUGCAAAAGAUAAAAUAAUUCAAGAAAUAAGUCCAGUUACUCUGCAAGAGGUAAAUAAAGCAAAGGCAAAAGUAAGCUUACCGAAUACUGUAACUACACCACCAACUGGGAAGAAGAGGCCAUUGCAAACAAUGCAAGUAAUGGGCACCAAGAAAAUUCGGAUAGCCUCAGGUCUAGAUCCCUGUCCUUUAACAGAUGAGCAAAAGCAGGUGUUAGAAGCAGCUCUUAUGGGCCAAAACAUAUUUUUUACAGGUAGUGCUGGUACUGGUAAGUCCUACCUACUUCAGCGAAUUCUAGGAGCAUUACCUCCAGAUGUUAAAGUAGCCACAGCUAGCACAGGUGUGGCAGCCUGUCAGAUAGGUGGUGUAACAUUGCACUCAUUUGCAGGAAUAGGAAGUGGUCAGGCUUCCAAAGAACGCUGUAUUGAAUUGGCUACUCGCCCACAGGUUCAGCAGAUGUGGAGAAAAUGUCGUCAUCUAAUAAUAGACGAAAUGCCUAUGGUUGAAGGAGAAUUUUUUGAGAAACUGGAAUAUGUUGCUCGAAUAGUGAGGAACAAUGAGAGACCAUUUGGAGGAAUACAGCUUAUCCUGUGUGGUGACUUUCUUCAGCUUCCACCAGUUUGUCGUGAUGCAAAACCUGGUCAAGCAAAAUUUUGUUUCCAGAGUGCUGUCUGGGACCAGGUUAUACAUACAAGCUUUGAAAUUAAUAAAGUGCAUCGCCAGGCAGAUCCAGAAUUCAUUAAAAUCUUGCAAAAUGUACGGAUUGGCAGGACCACUCCAGAAAUUUCGGAUAAGUUAAUAUCUACGUCGAAACAUAAGAUUGAAGUGGAAGGAAUACUUGCAACAAGAUUGUGCAGCCAUAUGCAAGAUGCAGAUUUGAUCAACCGUACUAAAAUGGCAGAGUUGCCAGGUGAAACAAGAAGAUUUGCUGCUGUUGAUAGUGACCCAUAUAUAUCAAAACAGUUAGAUCAACAGACACCAGUUGCAAGUGUGAUGGCGCUGAAAGUUGGAGCACAAGUGAUGCUUAUGAAAAAUCUAAAUGUUUCGGAAGGCCUUGUGAAUGGUGCAAGAGGUGUUGUUACAAAAUUUAAUGAAGAUGGGAUGCCAGCUAUUCGGUUCUGUUCCAGAAAAGAGUAUGUUAUUCGUCCAGAUCGCUGGGUUGUGAAAGCUGCUGGAGGUACAAUACUUACA
Messenger RNA from Schistocerca cancellata (South American locust), 1683 nucleotides. Its product is annotated as ATP-dependent DNA helicase PIF1-like. The annotation marks the transcript as partial. Lineage: Eukaryota; Metazoa; Arthropoda; Insecta; Orthoptera; Acrididae. The transcript has a single exon. Gene Ontology annotation, molecular function: DNA helicase activity. Gene Ontology annotation, biological process: telomere maintenance; DNA repair. The record is from RefSeq and is a predicted model, not a curated record.